This is a messenger RNA of Microthlaspi erraticum, 1038 nucleotides long. NCBI's taxonomy places the organism in Eukaryota, Viridiplantae, Streptophyta, Magnoliopsida, Brassicales, Brassicaceae. The record is from the annotation of a GenBank genome assembly.
AUGUCUCUACCAUGGAAGAAAUCAGGACGUAUCUCGAGAUUCAUGUCAGAAUUUCAGCAAUCUCGGAAACGCGGCGGGUCUUUGUUCGUCGAAACCGGCUUCUCGCAUUCUCUAAUUGAUCUCUUCGUCAAAAACUGCGAUCGUCUUAAGAGAUCCUCCUCUAAACGCCUCAAACGCCAGAACCAAACCGCCCCAAACGCGUCUUCCCCAGUUAUUCAUGAUGUCAUCCUGGAAAAGCCGGUGACUAGGAAAACCGUUCGGAGUAAGAUCGAUAAAGAUAAUCUCUUCGGUGGUGGAUUAACGGCGGAGAAAAAUCGCGCAAAGGACAAAAACGGUUACGUUUGCGUCGGAGGCGGUGACGGCGCGCUAGUUUUGUUCGCGUUUCAAGUUUUUAUAGUGGCGUUGCUCGCCUUGAGCACGAAGAUGAAGCUCACUUUGGGAAUCACUCUCUCCACCAUCGCUCUUCUCUUAACAGAGCUCGUGGCGGGGCGUGUACUCACGCGCUUCAAGCCCUGUAGCACCACCGGCACGGAGAAAGUAAAGCGAGUCGUCUCCGUCCACGACAAAAACGCGAUUCCUUGUGAAGAAAAAAUCGAAACUUUUGAUGAUUCGAAGGAUGAAACAGAGCAUGUAGCUGUAACAGAGGAACCGAGCUCGGAAGAUUUAACGAUUCGCGAUCUGUUGUCGAAAGAUGAGAAGAAGUCCAAGAGUAAAAGUUCGAGACUGAAAUCGAAGAUUGUGAAGAAGCUGAAGAGUUACAAGAAGAUGAAGAAAACGAAUGUGAUCAUAGAAGAGACUUUGACGGAAGUCUCGAGCUUGGUUUCAGAGGAUAAAUCAGAGAUAAAUGAGUCUGUGAGAGACGAAGAAAGGUCGAAUCCGCCAUUGACACAAUCAAAAGGAGAUAACAUGAAUGGGAUUGUUCUGAUCGUGAUUGUGCUUACUGGUUUGCUAAGUGGAAAGAUCUUAGCUUUUGGUCUGACACUAUCAUGUCUGUUUCUGAGACUCGGAGCAGCCAAGAAAUUUGGUUUUCGCAUAUAA